Aspergillus ochraceoroseus IBT 24754 is the source of this 2496-nucleotide messenger RNA. RefSeq names its product putative DNA ligase I. Gene Ontology annotation, biological process: DNA recombination; mitochondrial DNA repair; DNA biosynthetic process. Gene Ontology annotation, cellular component: DNA ligase III-XRCC1 complex. The transcript has a single exon. Gene Ontology annotation, molecular function: DNA binding; ATP binding; DNA ligase (ATP) activity. The record is from RefSeq and is a predicted model, not a curated record. The coding region runs from base 1 to 2496 and encodes 831 amino acids. Lineage: Eukaryota; Fungi; Ascomycota; Eurotiomycetes; Eurotiales; Aspergillaceae.
AUGUCAAGUCCCACCAAAAAGCGUAAAAGGGAUGCCCCGGACCCUUCUACUCAAGGCACCCGCAGCAUAGCGUCAUUCUUCCAGUCACAGGCGGCCAGACAAGCGCAGAAAGAAUGGACACCAUUAUCAUCCCAGAAGGCGCCUGAAGCCAACGACCAGAGUCUUUCCGAUGAAGCUCUUGCGCGCAAGCUUCAGGCCGAAUGGAAUAAUCAGGAUGUGACCGCAACUGGUACAGCUACAGGCUCAGAAGGUGGGCCAGCCCCAGAAGCUUCAAUACUCCCGGAACCUGUAAGAGAAACGAAGAAAGCCAAACCGAAAAAUGUGCUUUCGUUACAAGCUUCCGCCGGCGCAGAGGAUACGGUUUCACCCUCUGUUCCUUUCGAUCAGACCCCUUUGACAUUUGAUUCCACCAAGUACGCUCAAGAGCUCAAAGCGCACUGGGCUACGGAAGGUGGAAAUGCUUCCUACGCCCUCCUUACCCAAGCAUUCGUACUCGCAAAUGCAACAACUAGUCGUAUCAAAAUCGUCGAUACAUUGGUCAAUUUCCUGCGUGUUCUUAUAGAAGGAGACCCAUCAAGUGUUCUCCCCGCCGUAUGGCUAGCAACUAAUUCCAUCUCCCCUCCGUAUCAUGAGUCGGAAUUAGGACUUGGGGGGUCUUCAAUAUCCAAGGCGUUCAAGAAAAUAUACGGUCUCAAUAACCAAGGGCUCAAAACUUUAUACGAUAGACUUGGGGACGCUGGUGACGUGGCAUUCGAGGCAAAGAAAAGACAGAGUUUUACCCUAGUGAGACCAAAGCCACUAAGUAUCAAAGGUGUAUAUCAAUCCCUGACCAGGAUUGCGAUGAGUAAAGGGAGCGGGAGCCAGGAAACCAAACAAAGAAUUGUGGAGAAAUUGUUGCAAGACACCCGCGGCGCGGAAGAAAGCCGAUAUGUUGUUAGAACACUUGUUCAGAAUCUCCGAAUCGGGGCUGUGAAGACGACCAUGCUCAUUGCGCUUGCAAGGGCAUUCUUGUACUCGAAACCAGACGGGGCGGAAUUCACUACCUACACGCAACAAGAAUUAGCUCGCCUCAAGAAAGACGAAAUCACGGAUAUCUAUAGCAGUGCGGAAGAAAUAGUGAAAGCUUCUUAUGCCCGACACCCCAACUAUAACGAUAUCAUUCCUUGUUUACUGGAAAUUGGGGUCACAGAGGAAUUACUCUUACGAUGUGGAUUACAACUUCAUGUGCCAUUACGACCAAUGCUGGGCAGCAUCACACGAGAUCUGUCGGAGAUGUUAACAAAACUCCAAGGUCGCGAUUUUACCUGCGAAUUUAAAUACGAUGGACAGCGCGCCCAGGUGCAUUGCGACGAGAAUGGGAAGAUAUCCAUUUUUUCGCGGCAUCUCGAACAGAUGACAGAAAAGUAUCCUGAUCUUGUAUCGCUAGUGCCUCAGAUCCGAGGAGAGGGUGUGUCGAGUUUCAUUCUAGAAGGGGAAGUAGUCGCCGUGGAUCAGGAUACACGCGAGUUGCAACCCUUCCAAGUCCUCACAAAUCGAGCAAAGAAGAACGUGGAAAUAGGAGCGAUCAAGAUAGCCGUUUGUCUUUUUGCAUUUGACCUUAUGUACCUGAACGGGACGCCACUCCUAGAUCGACCGUUACGGGAGCGAAGGGGACUACUUCGCAGUCUAUUUGUAGAAAUUCCGAACCGGUUCACCUGGGUCAAAAGUCUUGACACAACAUCUGCAGAUUCCGAGACUGUCCUAGAGUUUUUCAAGAGCGCUACAGAGAGCAAGUGUGAGGGUAUCAUGGUCAAAGUUCUUGAUAACGAGGCAGCCGCCAAUGGCCUCAGCAGUGCCAACACAGCAAACGAAAAAAUAGAAGCCCAAACCGGGACGAACGGCCAAAAACCGGUGAAAGGUGGCCGCCGCAAGGCCUUACUGUCUACUUACGAGCCGGACAAGAGACUAGAAUCCUGGCUCAAGGUGAAGAAGGACUACAGCGCCUCAUCGGAGACAUUAGAUCUAAUCCCCGUAGCUGCAUGGCACGGCAACGGACGAAAGGCCAAAUGGUGGUCCCCCAUCCUACUCGCCGUCCGCAACCCAGACACCGGAAGUCUAGAAGCCGUAACGAAAUGUAUGUCCGGCUUUAGUGACAAAUUCUACCAAGCGAACAAAGACAAGUACGCCGAGGGGAGCCCAGAUGUGAUAUCUCGGCCUAGCUAUGUCGAGUACGAUGGCGAACCAGAUGUAUGGUUUGCGCCACAGGAAGUCUGGGAAACAGCCUUUGCAGACAUCACGCUCAGUCCGACUUAUACAGCUGCCCUUGGCCUCGUAAGCGAAGCGCGCGGCCUUAGUCUUCGGUUUCCCCGUUUCGUGAAAGUCCGCGAGGACAAAUCUAUCGAUGAAGCCACGACAGAUGACUAUCUGGCGUUGCUUUAUAGGAAACAAUCUGAACGCGCACAGUUAGAAGAGGCAGCAGAUGCAGCUCGAGAUGUGGAACCGGAGGAUCAAGAAUGA